AUGCUCCUUACAUUGGAGGUCAGUAGGAAAAAUGUCCCUUAAAUUGGAGGUCAGUGGGAAGAAUGCUCCUUACAUUGGAGUUCAGGGGGAAGAAUUUCCCUUACACUGGAGGUCAAAGGAAGAAUGUCCCUUACAUUGGAGGCCAUUGGGAAGAAUGCCCCCUUACAUUGGUGAUCAAGUGGGAAGAAUGUCCCUUACAUUGGAGGUCAAUAGGAAGAAUGCCCCUUACAUUGGAGGUCAAUAGGAAGAAUGCCCCUUACAUUGGAGGUCAGUAGGAAGAAUGCCCCUUAUAUUGGAGGUCAGUAGGAAGAACGCUCCUUACAUUGGAGGUCAGUAGGAAAAACGCUCCUUACAUUGGAGGUCAUUGGGAAGAACGCUCCUUACAUUGGAGGUUGGUAGGAAGAACGCUCCUUACAUUGGUGAUUAGUGAGUAGAAUGCCCCUUACAUUGGUAGUCAGUGGGAAGAACACUCCUUACAUUAGAGUUCAGUGGGAAGAA
Messenger RNA from Staurois parvus, 498 nucleotides. Lineage: Eukaryota; Metazoa; Chordata; Amphibia; Anura; Ranidae. The record is from the annotation of a GenBank genome assembly.